Copidosoma floridanum is the source of this 1644-nucleotide messenger RNA. RefSeq lists its product as uncharacterized. The record is from RefSeq and is a predicted model, not a curated record. Gene Ontology annotation, cellular component: cytoplasm; nucleus. Lineage: Eukaryota; Metazoa; Arthropoda; Insecta; Hymenoptera; Encyrtidae.
AGGGUCGGGAAAAGAGACGGAAAAGCGUUUUCAGUUUCGCGGAGUGGGGGGGGGGAGUUGACUACGAAACAUAACUCCGAAAAAACAAUAGCGGUAUAUAUACGGUACCUAUAGGUAAUGUGAAAAACGGAGUCCGAAGCAAAAAAUCACGAAUAAAAAACCGAUACACAUGAAAAUAGUGCUGCAGGGCGAAGAGAGCUUGUCGUCGUCUUUUGUUCUUUAGUUGAGUGGUUUGCGUAGUAAAUUUUAUAUUUUCAUCAAUUUUGUCAAGAGUACACGCGUUUAAGUGAUACUGCUGUGUAAGAGAGUGGACAUUGUACAGACACACCUACGUGUAUUUGUUGAAUUGAUUAAAAAUACAUAUUAUUAAAUGAAAAGGGAGAGAAGAAGAGAAGUAACAUGCAACUCCUACUGUUGACAAUUUUGGCUGCCCCGAAGCCACAAUUUAUCUGUAGCAUCAAUUCAAUAUUUAAGAGGUAAUUAGAUUAGAGAAAAAAAUUAUAUUCGGAGGGUGCAAUAAGAAGAGUAGUUGAAUUGGGCUUUAUAAUACAAGUAAGAGAAUCUAAAUCCUAAAUGUCCGAGACGUUGGAAGAACGGAAUUUGAGGUUGUAUUUGGAGAGGAUGAAGAAUUCGAGGCCAAAGGAGACGGAGGAGCAGGUGCAGAUGAGGCGUAUACAGGAGGCCCAGCGAAUGGCUCGUCACAGGGCAAAGAAAAAGCGUUGCCUGGACGAAAAUCUUGCCAGGGAAAUAUCCAAAAUAGCCGAGCUCUCGAAGAUGCCAGACGCAGCUACCAUUGCUGAAAUGACCGAGCUCAAUAUGAACAAGAUCUCUGCUGAGCUGAAGCAGAUGAUGGAGAGGGGUAAGGUUCCGGAACAUAUAGUCCAGAUGGCCCAGCUCUCCGAGUUCAGUAAAAUGAGCGAGUUCAAUAAGGCUAUGUCUCAGGAUAUGGCUAAACGGUAUGAGAUGGCAGAAUAUGCCAAAAACAAUGAAUACAUGAAGAUGCAAAUGCAGAUGUCCGAACUGGCUAAGAUGAAUGAGAUGGUCAAGUUGUCAGAAAUGGCCAAGUACAAUGAUAUUAACAAAAUGAAUGAGAUAGCCAAAAUGAAUGAAAUGAUGAAAAUCUCUCAGAUGGCCAAGAUAAAUGAGAUGGCAAAGAUCAAUGAAGUGCAACGAAUGAAUGAGAUUGCCAAGUUGAAUGAGAUGAUUAAAUUGCAAAAUGACAUGAACAAAAUGCCUCAGAGCUCCAAAAUGGCUGAAAUUUCUUUGGCUAAACUCAAUGAAAUUACUAUUACAAAACUAAAUGAUCCUCCAGCACCACCGCCACCACCACCACCUCAACCAAAAGUUCAAGAUAUUCCAAGGAUCCCAGAACCUGUGAUCACUGUGCCCAACCCUAGGAAUCUGCAGAACGUGCAAACUGUUCAGGUGGCACAGGCUAGCCCAGGCAAUGUAAACUUUCCAUCAGUGCCCGGACAAGGUAAAUACACUCAGCUGCUUGUCAUAAUCGAAGAGUUGGGUCGAGACAUUCGUCUUUCCUAUGCAGGCAGUCGGUCUGCCGCAGAACGUCUAAAAAUGGGAAUACAACACGCCAGGAUUAUUGUUCGUGAGUGCUUGAAUGAAACCGAGCACAACGCAAGACAAUGA